Molecule: messenger RNA, 2320 nt
Organism: Haliotis rubra (blacklip abalone)
Lineage: Eukaryota; Metazoa; Mollusca; Gastropoda; Lepetellida; Haliotidae
Product: solute carrier family 15 member 4-like
Exons: 11
Coding region: 181-1917 (578 amino acids)
Biological process (GO): transmembrane transport; oligopeptide transport
Cellular component (GO): membrane
Molecular function (GO): transmembrane transporter activity
Source: RefSeq, a predicted model, not a curated record
UUUUAGAAAAUCGUUUCUAUUUCCUGAUGGAUAUGAUUAAUCAUUGGUACUGUCAUCUGUGACCCUCAAGAGAUCGACUGUCCUCUGAGACAGGGUGUCAAUUUGGCUUGUAUCUCCCCCAGCAGGUGGAUAUAGUUCCUCGUCACUGGUUAUCACUAAGGUCCACAUAUCUCCGUUGAUAUGCCUCGAUCGGACAACACCAGCUAUGAGGCUGACGGGGAAACACAGCGGCUCCUUCCAGACGGCAAGAUGGCGGCCACGAAGGAGUAUGAGAAGUCAAUGAAUGAUUUUUCGGGUUCUGAGAAGUCACGAAGCAAACCCAACGUGACGUUUGGCGCCACCAAAGUGUUUGUGGUGAUGUCCAUCCUGAUCUGCGAGUUGUGUGAGCGCCUGACGUACUACAGCAUUGUCGCCAACCUCAUCCUGUUCUGCACCAGCACCCUGAAGUACAGCAGUCCAGAUGCAGCCACCAUCAGUCUCGUCUUCUCAGGCGUGGUGUACUUCAUCCCCGUGGCCGGAGGCUACAUCGCCGACUCCAUGGCAGGUCGAUACAACACCAUCCUAGGAGCAGGCCUGAUCUACCUCAUAGGUCUUGUGAUGAUCCCAGCCUCCGCUAUAGACUAUAAAAGCAUGUUCGGUAGGUCGGAGGAUGGGUCGGCCUAUGACAUGACACAGGAGGCGAGACGAGGAUUCUUCCUGGGAGGUCUGGCGUUUGUAGCUAUCGGAACUGGUGGUAUCAAGGCCAACGUCGGGCCCUUCGGAGCCCAGCAGGUUGAGGGUCUUGGUGAAGCUGCCGUUCAGUCCUUCUUCAACUGGUUCUACUGGUUCAUCAACGCCGGAGCUCUGGUCGCCUACUCUGGGGUAGCUUACCUUCAACAGAACUACAGCUGGGCCUGGGGCUUCUCCGUCCCUCUGUUCAGCAUGGUCCUGGCUCUCGUUGUAUUUGUCCUGGCCAGAAGUCGAUACGAGCACCUGCCUCCUGGAGAGAGCGUGCUGGCCACGGUGUUCAAUGUGUGGCGUAAAGGCUGUGGCGACUUUGAGCGGGUGAGGAAGAGGAACGGCGGGACGAUUAAUGACGCGACUGUAGAUGGCGCUGUCAGUGUGUUGAGAGUCAUGCCUGUGUAUCUACUCAUGAUCUUCUACUGGGCCAUCUACUCCCAGAUGCAGUCAACGUUCUUCUUGCAAGCUGAGAGGAUGAACGUCAAGGUGGGGGACAUCAAGAUCCCCGCCGCCAUGCUGAACAUCUUCAACACCAUCAUCAUCCUGCUGCUAAUCCCCCUUGUGGACCGUGUCUUAUAUCCUUGCUUCGAAAGGAUGGGUCGUCCUCUCACACAUCUCCAGCGAAUGGGUGUCGGUCUCUUGCUUGCUGGGGGAUCCGUGGUAGUGGCGGGGAUAGUGGAGAUCUACAGGAAGAAGGACAUCGCUGCCAACGGCGCCGUCGUCCAGGUGCUGGGGCAUGAGAGGUUCAACGCAUCCUCAAUGUCGGUGUUCGUACAGAUCCCAGAGUAUGCCUUUGUGGGAGCAAGCGAAGUAUUUGCCAGCAUCACAGGUCUGGAAUUCGCCUUCACACAAGCGCCCCCGUCCAUGCAGGGGCUCCUUACAGGGCUGUUCCUCAUGACUUCCGGAUUAGGCAGCUUCGUAUCGUCAGCCAUUCUCAAAAUUGUCGAAGCUGCCACAAAAGCUGAUCCCUGGUUCCCUGACGACAUCAACAACGGAAAGGCGGAGUAUUUAUUUUUCCUGUUGGGCGGCCUGAUGCUCCUCAACUUCUUCGGCUUUGUGCUGGUAGCGCGCUGGUACAAGUAUCUGCCUGCCCCCUCUGAGGAGGAGGACACGGGCCCCGACCAGCUGAAAGGCGUGGAUAACGACGGUUACACCAUCUGUUACGACGAGAAGGACGUCGUAAACACGAAAAUCUGAUAUAUGUUCAAAGCAUGUCGUCGCAGUUUCCUUGGAUGGAAACUUCUGACAAGGAUCCUACGCUCAUGUGAUCGUUACUUCCUGUACGCCAAAGACUAGAUGAUUCGCGUUUACAUACAAUCAGAAUCUGAUAGACUGCACACCUUGGCCAGCCAUGGACUGCAUGGAUACCGCGCCUUGUACCACACUGGUCAACCCUGGACUUUGGCUGAUAGCGGAUUCAUUUGCUGGAGAUUGUUAUAGAACAUUAGCACUGGCACAAUAUCAUGUACAUAUACGGAUUUAUCUUGUCACGUCUUCGUAGGCUGACGUCGUCGUGCGUGCUACAAUGACGAUCAACAACACUGAAAUACCGUACAAUUAUGUUUAUCUUGAAUAAUAAAAAAUAUACAAUGUUCCAAAA